Pelodiscus sinensis (Chinese soft-shelled turtle) is the source of this 3469-nucleotide messenger RNA. NCBI's taxonomy places the organism in Eukaryota, Metazoa, Chordata, Testudines, Trionychidae. The record is from RefSeq and is a predicted model, not a curated record.
UGGACUCCUGAUCUUUCAAGGUCCCUUCCAGUUUUAGGAGAUAGGCAAUCUCCAUGAAUUUUAUUUAAUUUAACCUUGGGAUCUCGUUCCAUAAACAGCCAAGUGUUUAAUGUCAAACUUCCCUGUGGGCCCCUUGAUUUCACUUCAUCCCUGUGGUGGAGAGGAUUGAAGAAAGCUCUCUGUGGGUUUCGUUCUGGUCAGAGGUCUGGGCUGUAAAUAAAGGGACGAAGGCCAGGAUCUUUCAGUACAGGCGCAUGAUUUAGACACCUACAUCCGAACUCCAGCUACUGAUUUAGCAUUGCCCUAGGAUGACAGAGAAAGUCUGGGGGAAUCAGGGUCUGACUAAAUCCCUUCCGAACCCUCCCCAGGCACGCGUCUUGCCCUGACCAGCGGCAGAACCACAGACACUUUUUGCUCCAGGUCAUCCGGUCCCUGGAGAGACAAGGAAAGGAAAUGGCUGUGGCAGAGCCGGUGACCUUCGAGGAGGUAGCUGUGUAUUUCUCUGAAGAGGAAUGGGCGCUGCUGGACCCGGGUCAGAGAGCCCUCUACAGGGACGUGAUGCGGGAGAAUUAUGAGACCGUGGCCUCACUGGGGUUUCCAGUUUCCAAACCCAGUGUCACCUCCUGGUUGGAACGAGGGGGGAAGCUCCAGGAAUGGGAGAUCCUGAGAGUUCCCAGCACAGGGACUGACUGGAUUCUGUCUGUCGUAGCAGGUGAUGGGAUGGUGAAUGAAAACAAGGAGGAGAAUCAGGUACAUCCUGAGCAAUCGGAGCCACACAGAACAACGUCAGGACGAUCCGAAGGGGCGGUUUCUCAGACUCCUGUGCAGCGAGAUGCAUGCGAGAGUCAGUGCAGGCCAGUGAGGGAGCAGGAAGACCAGCAGGGGCAGAGACAGUGUAAAUCCUCCCUCAAGAAAACACUGGUACAGGAAAGCAAAAACCCAGUUCAGCAGAGGGUCCCGGCUGGGAAGACACCCUCCACGUGCGGUGACUGUGGGAAAAGUUUCCGGUGCAGAUCACAACUUACCACACACCAGAGAACCCACACAGGGGAGAGACCCUACACGUGUCUGGACUGCGGGAAAGGAUUCAAACAACGCUCAGCCCUAAUUACACACCAGACAGUCCACGAACGAAAGAAGAUCUAUAACUGCUCUGACUGUGGGAAAAGCUUCACUCGGAGCUCAACCCUCAUUCAGCAUCGAAGAAUCCACAUAGGUGAGAAACCUUAUGAAUGCAGGGAAUGUGGGAGAAACUUCCGGGUAAGCUCAUCUCUUCUGUCACAUCAGCGAACCCACACAGGGGAGAAACCUUAUAAAUGCCCUACUUGUGGGAAAAGCUUCAUUCAGAGCUCAAACCUUCUGUCACAUCAGAGAACCCACACAGGAGAGAGACCCUACCAGUGCACUGAGUGUGGGAAAAGCUUCAGCCAAAGUUCAUCCCUCGUUAAGCAUCAGAGAAUUCACACAGGAGAGAAACCCUAUAACUGCUUGGACUGUGGGAAAAGCUUUGGUUACAGUGAGGAACUGAAUUAUCAUCAAAGAACCCACACAGGGGAGAGACCCUACAAAUGCAAUGAGUGUGGGAAAAGCUUUAGUUACCUCUCAAACCUUCGUUCGCAUCAAGCAACCCACACAGGAGAGAAACCAUAUAACUGCUCUGACUGUGGGAAAAGCUUCACUCGCAGAACUACACUUACCUCUCACCAGAGGAUCCACACAGGGGAGAAACCCUAUGAAUGCUCGGACUGUGGAAAAACCUUCCGUGCAAGCUCCUCCCUUUCCGAACAUCAGAAAAUCCAUAGAGGAGAAAGAUCCUACAAAUGUCUUCACUGUGGGAAAAGUUUCUAUAACAACUCAUCCCUUUCUCUUCAUCAGAGAUCCCACACAGAUGAGAGACCUUACACGUGCAAUGAGUGUGGGAAAAGUUUUAGAGGCAGCUCGCACCUUCUGUCACACAAAAGACUCCACAGUGGUGAGAAACCCUACAAGUGCACUGACUGUGGGAAGAACUUCCGACACAGCUCAACUCUUAGUACACAUAAGAAAAUCCACAGAGGGCAUAAACCGUAGAAAUGUCCUGGCUAGGUCUGGGCCAAGUGCAAGACACCUUUUCCAAUUCCCAUGAAUUCCAAAGGGUCAGGCCAGGCUGGAGUAGCCAUAUAACUAAGAUGUGAAAUAUUUAUUAAAACAGAAAAUGAAAUCGUCUUCCUGGGACAGAGCCAUGCAGAGCAAGAGGCUGAGAUAAGAGUCGUACAUGGUGACUGCAUUUGAUUGUGAUUUUUUUCGAGAAAUGGUGAACAUCCUCCAUCUCCUACUACUUUUACUUCUGAUGUUAUCAAUUAUUUUUGGUUCAAGAUACAAAGAUUUGGAGAUCCAGCCAAAAGUAUUUGGUGAUCCGGAUUUGGCACAUGUUCCAUCUAUUGACUACCCCAACCUAGAACUAUCUUCAUCUUAUAGAAUGUGACUUCUGGUUUAUACCUGAUAGUGGUUUAGACCUGGAUGCUCCAAGGGACUGUGACACUGAGAAUUGAAAUGCUUAACUUUUAGGCACCUAGAAAAAUCACAGGUUCCCCAAAGCUUGAGUUAGCAGCCUAUGCUCUCUCUAUAUAAGGAAUUGGGGGAGAAAGGUAUGUAGACUGUGAUUCACAAAUGCCAAUGGUACAUGCCAAUGAGAAUGGUGUGAUCUCAGCCCCAUUGCUUACUAAUACCAUCAUAUCUGAGCUAAUCCUCUCUGUUUGGUACUGUUGCAUUGUCCCCUGGGAUCAUUCUUGUACCCCUAGAUUUUGUAUGUUUCAUUGCAACCAUUUCUAGCUAGGAACGUGUUUAAACAAUGCUGAGUUUUGAGCUAUAGUGAUUAUGUACAUUUGAAUUUACCUUCAGAAUAAUGCUUAGCUUCACAAAGUUAUCUUCUUAAUACAGAAGUAAAAGAAGUCAUUGUUUCAUUAGCUUUUGUUAAAAUUACAUGAUUUUCAAUUUGUCCUAUCCAAUUUCUCAUUUUGUCCAAAUAUGUUUUAGUUGAAAAGAUUUAAUAUCAAAUUAAGUAGUUUCUUUUAAUCUAGUUAGUCUCUGAGUUCAUACUUGGUCAUCUGAUACUAUUUCUCUGUCUUAUUGAAUUGUGUUAAUAAUGCUUAACUACCAGUGAAGUUUAAUUAAAUUAAUAUCAUUAAAUGUAAUGUCUAUAGAUUUUAGUUUUAUACUCAGUCGUAUAACACUAUAUAGUUAACCAAAGUUUUGGGGGGGGAGGGUUUGUUGUUUGUUUGUUUUUUUUAAAGAAUUUCAAGUUUAGUUGAGAGGUUAUUUUAACAAUUGCUACAUUUUAUCAGCCAUUUCUUUGACCUGUCUUUAAGGCAAAUAUCAUUCACAUUAUCCUUAUUGAUUCAGUUACUUUAUCCUUUUCUGAUUUUUGCUUUCUUUAAUAAAUAUUUCUUUAUUUAAAGUCAAUUUCAGUUGUUUAUUUUGGGAUGUCCCU